AUGUUUAAUUACACUGAAAACUCAUUUGAGUCUCUACGUUUUAUUGGGACUGCAAUCAUAGGAACAAUAAUCAUCAACUAUCUUGUCAACUUUCUUUACAAUGCAUAUACUGCUCGCAAACUUGAAUGUAAACCAAUGAUGCUGAAGCAGAAUGAUGGGUUUUUUGGCUUUAAGAUCUUUUAUCAAAUUUGGAAAGCUAAAGCUGAGGGAAGAAUGAUGGAAAAGUUGAUGGAGAGAUUUGAGCUUCAUCCUGAUGUUGAUACUUUCAAUUUUAGGUUGGCAGGCUUUUUUUUGAUAACGACAAGAGAUCCAGAAAAUAUUAAAGCCCUCUUGGCCACACAGUUUAAUGAUUUUGCUCUUGGUACAAGACAUUCCCAUUUCAAGCCUUUAUUGGGUGACGGUAUAUUUACAUUAGACGCUGAAGGCUGGAAACAUUCUAGGGCCAUGUUGAGACCACAAUUCGCUAGAGAACAAGUUGCUCAUGUCCAAACAUUGGAACCUCACAUUAAAAGAUUGUGUAAGCAUAUUCUGAAACAUAAGGGAGCUGAGUUUGAUAUUCAAGAGCUUUUCUUUAAAUUAACUGUUGAUUCUGCUACGGAAUUCUUAUUCGGACAAUCAGUAGAAAGCUUGAAAGACGAAUCUAUUGGUGAAAAUUCAGAGGAUCUGGACUUCAAUGGAAAGAAAGGUUUCGCCCAUGCAUUUAACACAGCGCAGGCGUAUUUGGCCACCAGAGCUUUAUCGCAGGACCUUUACUUCUUAAUCAACAAUGCUGAAUUUAGAAAUUGUAAUAAGGCGGUACAUACCUUUGCUGACUACUAUGUCAAUUUAGCCUUGAAUGCUACGCAAGAAGAAUUGGAUAAUAAUUCUAAAGGUGGAUAUAUCUUUUUGUACGAAUUAGUGAAGCAGACUAGAGAUCCCAAGGUAUUAAGAGACCAAUUAUUAAACAUUUUAUUGGCAGGAAGGGACACUACGGCAGGAUUAUUGUCUUUCACAUUUUUCGAAUUGGCUAGAAAUCCUAGAAUUUGGGAGGAAUUGAAAAAAGAAAUUUAUGAAACCUUUGGUUAUGCUGAAAACUCUAAAAUCGAUGAAAUUACAUUUGAAUCUUUAAAGAAAUGCGAAUACUUGAAGGCAGUUUUGAAUGAGUCGUUGAGAAUGUACCCCUCAGUGCCUCAAAACUACAGAGUUUCUACAAAAGCUACUAGUUUGCCAAGAGGAGGCGGGAAAGACGGCAUGUCACCAAUAUACAUUCGCAAGGGUCAGACUAUAACAUACACUGUAUAUGCAACUCAUAGAAACCCAAAGAUUUAUGGUAAGGAUGCUGAAGUUUACAGACCCGAGAGAUGGUUUGAGCAAGAGACAAGGAAGUUGGGCUGGGCCUUUGUUCCUUUUAAUGGUGGCCCAAGAAUAUGUUUGGGACAGCAGUUUGCGCUUACGGAGGCUUCUUAUGUUAUUGUUAGGCUCGCACAAACUUUCCCUAAUUUAUCGAGUAAUGACUCGGAGUACCCACCUAGAAAGAACUCUCAAUUGACAAUGUGUCUUCAGGAUGGUGCAAACAUAUUAAUGUCUUGA
Priceomyces carsonii is the source of this 1569-nucleotide messenger RNA. RefSeq names its product Alk2p (gene ALK2). Gene Ontology annotation, molecular function: oxidoreductase activity, acting on paired donors, with incorporation or reduction of molecular oxygen, reduced flavin or flavoprotein as one donor, and incorporation of one atom of oxygen; iron ion binding; heme binding. Bases 1 to 1569 code for a protein of 522 amino acids. Lineage: Eukaryota; Fungi; Ascomycota; Pichiomycetes; Serinales; Debaryomycetaceae. The transcript has a single exon. The record is from RefSeq and is a predicted model, not a curated record.